Molecule: messenger RNA, 1596 nt
Organism: Symbiodinium sp. CCMP2592
Lineage: Eukaryota; Dinophyceae; Suessiales; Symbiodiniaceae
Source: the annotation of a GenBank genome assembly
AUGCUUUCGACCGUCCUUGUGGCCAUCGCAAUCGCGGGUCAUGCCGAGUCGGCCAUGGACCAUUUGCAGCUUCUGCAGCAGAAGGUGAUCCUGGCUCCAGAAAAGCAAUGGAAGCGCUUGCGCGGUGCUGAACCGCUAAAUUGGAUCCACUUCCCGAAAUGCGGCAGCUCAUUGGUCAACGGGAUCAUCCACAUGCCUGGUUUUUGCCCAGUCCUGGACAAUGUCACGAUGAGUGACGAGAUCCAAGGCUGGUGUUUUCUGAACACUUGGUUGCCACAAGGUUGUCAGCAGCAGUGCAACACGGACUACUUCUUAUGUGCUAGACCGCACCAUCCGGUUGGCAAUUACUCCAGCCAGGAAGGCCAUUUGGUCGGCAUGUUCCGAGAUCCCGACCAGCGAAUCCUCUCGGGCUACCAGGGGCCUUUCUCGCGCCCCACUAACAAUACCGACUACAUAAAAGUUGUUAUUGAAGGGGUUUGUGAUCGUGCGGCAAUGGCAAGAAUCAUGUCUUUGCCUCAAAGGCCCAUUCAUGAUUUUGCUGAGUCGUGGAAAGGUGGUAUGACAUAUCAGCUGCUGGCACCUUCAGAUGCACAUAUGAUGGACCCAACCCGAAGAAAGAUGACGCGGGAAGAUGCAGUGGAGGCAGCUCGAAGAGUGACGGAAGGCUUUGCCUUUGUGGGCAUCACAGAAGAGUGGGACUUGUCAAUGUGUCUUUUUCACAAGACCUUCGGGGGAACUUGUAGGGCCUCAGACUUCGCAAACACACGGCCCACUUUUGCAGGGAAGUCUGCGCACACGAACUAUGACACGUCUCAGCUCGUGGGCUGGCAUGACGACAUUGAUGAAAUAGUCUACACGGCGGCCCUGAAGGUCUUCCACAAGAACCUGAUCCUACUUAAUGUGUCUCAUGACACCUGCCAGGACUGCUACAGAAGCACCAUCCACGUCGCACACCAUCGCCUAAUCGUGACGACGAUCCUCAGGGAGCCCAUCGAGAGACUUCGUUCUUAUUACUACUUUGGCGGGAACGGCUUCCUCCCAAACUUAACUGUCGAACAUGCUGAUGUCGGGAACCGGGCGGCUUCGCAUCAAGGUUUCAAGUCCUGGUUGAAGUUCCGCAGGGACUUUAUCACCGGCAACUGGUCAUAUGAGCAAUUCCUGCAACAAGCUUCAGGUAAGGAUGCUGGAUCCACCUCCAGGUUCAUGCUCUUGCGGUCCUGCUGUGAGUACGAGACUUGGCUGGGGGAUGGCUCGGUCGAGAGGGCGAAGCUCGCUCUUGCUACGCAGUUCGACCUGGUUGGCAUCACUGAAAGGCUUGAUGAAGGCUUGGUGAGCCUUGGCAAGCUCUACGGCCAGACGCCUCAGCAGCUAGCUGCCGUCUUCCGAAGCAUCCCAGAAAUUUUCGAUAACAGCGACAAUAAGCUCGACUGGACCGCAGAGGAGAAGGCAUUGGCCACGAUCGUAGCAGACAAGAGCACGGCCAUUUACAACUUUGCGCAGGAGGUUUUCCAGCGCCGGGCUGUCACGCUCUUCGGCAGCGAGGAGAACAUGCUGGCUGCCGUCGAGACCUUCAAGAAGCUCAACCCAGACAGCUAG